UUGUUCCACACUGAUUACUCGAUUCCAUAUUCCCCAAGGACAACAACAUACAUAGCCGGGAUUUUCUUCAAAUCAGAACAUCCCGUCGUCAACAUGGCCCCACCAAACAGAGCGGCACUCCUCACCAAGGCGAAGGAAUACCCCCUGAAGAUCGAUGUCGUCGAGCUCCCGACUGCGGGCGAGGGCGAGAUUAUAAUCAAGGUGGCAGCCAUCGCCAUCAACCCGAUGGACUGGAUGAUCCAGACAUUAGGCGAUGAUCUCUUCUCGUGGCUACAGUACCCAUUCAUCGGGGGCACCGACGUGGCCGGGACAGUUGUCGAGGUCGGGCCCGGCGUGACGGAUUUUGAAGUCGGCAACCGAGUCCUAGGCCUGUCCAUCGGCUUCGUCCCGCGCGAGGGCGCUUUCCAGGAGCAUGUCGCCGUGAGGUACAACCUCGCCUCUAUUAUACCGGACACCCUCGGCUUCGCGGAUGCCGCGGUGCUACCCCUGGGCUACACCACCGCGGCCGGCGCCCUUUACGAGCCAGGAAAUCUCGAGCUUGAAUAUCCGACCCUCAAUCCAACCCCCAAGGGCAAGACGCUGCUCGUGUGGGCGGGUUCAUCCAGCGUCGGCACGAACGCCAUCCAGCUGGCUGUGGCGUCGGGCUACGAUGUAGUCACGACUAGUUCCCCCAGGAAUUUCGAAUACUGCAAAUCUCUUGGCGCCUCACAGGUCUUUGACUACAACAGUCCCACUAUCGUGCAGGAACUGGUCCAGGCUCUAGAAGGGAAGACACUGGCCGGCGGUCUCGCCAUCUUCCCCGGCUCUGAGCAGUUUGUGUUCGAAGUGAUCCUCAAGAGCCAGGGCGCCAAGGUAGUCGUUGCUGCAAUGCCAUUGGCGGAGGAUAAGAUCCCAGCGGGUCUGGAUAGAGCGAAAGGGGUAUUUGCUGGAAGUAUCAAGGACAACGAGGUUGGCGCAAUCGUCUUCAACAAGUACCUGCCCGAAGCUUUGACCUCUGGCAAAUUCAGGAGCUUGCCCGCACCAGAGGUCUUUGGUCAGGGUCUCGAGAGCCUCCAAGGUGCGGUGGACAAGGUCAGAGAAGGUCUUUCGGCUAAAAAGGUCGUCGUGACCCUGUGAUGGAGAGUAGGCACGGGAAUGGGAUCUGUAUGUUUUAUGGAAGUGUACCUAAGAUAAGAUUGCCUAUAGUGUAUAUUAAGUAACUGGUUUC
Messenger RNA from Diaporthe batatas, 1207 nucleotides. RefSeq lists its product as uncharacterized. The record is from RefSeq and is a predicted model, not a curated record. NCBI's taxonomy places the organism in Eukaryota, Fungi, Ascomycota, Sordariomycetes, Diaporthales, Diaporthaceae. The coding region runs from base 94 to 1116 and encodes 340 amino acids. The transcript has a single exon. Gene Ontology annotation, molecular function: oxidoreductase activity, acting on NAD(P)H.